Molecule: messenger RNA, 1329 nt
Organism: Xenopus laevis (African clawed frog)
Lineage: Eukaryota; Metazoa; Chordata; Amphibia; Anura; Pipidae
Product: hepatitis A virus cellular receptor 1 homolog
Exons: 4
Coding region: 314-847 (177 amino acids)
Source: RefSeq, a predicted model, not a curated record
UUUAGAGAGAGACAGAGUAAUUAAGGGUUCCCUGUGUUAUGGGGUGUGUGUGACAUAUAUUAGAAGAAAACUGCCCCCCAACUAAAGACAAAGCCCUUCCUAUUAUUAAGGCUGAGUGUAACCCCAUCUCUACUUACUAUUCAAAAAGCAUCAUUUACUUUCUCUAGACCAAUGAAAUCUCUUUGCUAUGAGGUGUUUGAGUCACGCACUUCUGUUCCUCUUUCACACGCCAUAAAUAAACUUCCCUUCCAAAUUUUUUUUAUACUCUGCUGAGUAUGAUGACUGCACUGUCACCACAAACACCCAACCAGAUAUGACUUCUCUCUCUUUCAGAAUUUGCUCUAUUCUCCUACUUCUUCCAGCCCUGUCAGUACGAGCAGAACAUGUGAAGGGAUUAGUCGGGGGGAGAGUGACAUUACCCUGCACCUACUCUGUUACUGGAGUGGCCACCAGCAAGUGCUGGGGCCGAGGCCACUGCCCAAAAUCCAAAUGUCUAGAUGAGAUCCUCUUGACUGAUAGUGAUGGAAAGAAAGUUAUCUGGAACCAAACAGAGAGAUACAGAUUAUUGGGAAACAUAACACAGGGGGACGUGUCUCUGACCAUCUCCCAACUGACCCUCAGUGACUCAGGAACCUACUGCUGCCGGGUGGAGAUCCCUGGUUUGUUCAAUGACCUGAAGGUGGAAAUACAAGUCCGUGUAGCUGAAGGCAGCUUUGGAGAAGAUCAACCUUUGAAAGUGAGUAAUAAAACCGUGUUCAUCUGUAGACUCGUCCUUCUUCUGUGCUUCAUCCUCAUAUCACUGACAGCUCUGAUGCUCAGCUCAUUGAGUUCAAAUUGCAUACUGUAAGGAAUUCCCAGUAUUGACAGGAUCAGACUGGAUAACACAGCAAUGGCGGAAUAAAGACCAUCAGCCAUUCUAUUGUACCUGAGCAGAACAUCUGGGGUCUCAAGCAGAACCCUUAGGGAACAAGAGAAACCAAUGUGACUGAAAAUUCUCAGACGUGAUCCUUCAAUAUUUCUACUUUUCCACCUUAUGAGUUGGUCACACGGAUGUUUUUAGACUUGUCAUAUUCAUAAAAGUAACCCUCAUUACAUGGAGAAAUGAAAGAAGGAACCGAAGAGGUGACACUCAUGGAGCCAUUAACCCAUGCUCUGGGUUUUCUUUGUAUAGAUUCCUGCCAAUGGGAAUAUAUAGGUACUUGCACGAUGCUCAGGCCCAUCCUCUCUCCUUUAUAAUAUGUAUUUGCUCUUGUCCCCCUACCAACUUUUCUUUCAUUCAUUCUGGGUCUGCUUUUUGUCAUCAAUAAAUGUCUUGUUUUUGGAUAUAAA